AUGGGUUCUUACUGGGACCCCAUCACAGGAGCCCAUUUGACUUGUGCUCUGUCAGCUACGUUGGUUGCCAGUGAAGUACCAAGUGAAAUUCAAGCCUAUGGUCUUUACCUUCAAGGCCCUGAGAAGCCAGAGACCAUCAUAUCUGCAGGACUACCUCUCCUAAUAUACCCUCAGGAGAGUGCUUUGCUCCAUGGAAAUGACCUGUAUAAAAUUAGUUCUGGUUAUGCUGAAAAGUAUUGUGAUAUGGUGCCUGUGAAAGAAGUUUGUUACAAGAAUGACCGACCCAAUAAAUAUAGCCACAGAAGUUGUGGGAUUGGGCUUGAUGUCGAUGACGUUCCUUCACAUCGUGCGUCUUACCUGGAGGAGCUGGAGGAACAUAAAUUCUCUGUACGGUGUCAUCCUGCUGUUGACUCACGAGUGACUAAAAGGAUCACCAAGCAUAUCUCUUUUGGGGUGCACGCAGCCUUUUCUGAACUUGGGGAUGGACACUGGCACUCCUGGGACUUCUGGCUCAUGAUGAUGCUGGCGGUUUUGUUCUGGUUUGUCCGACUGUAUCUCCACUAUUGCAGUCAAUGGAUUUUCCUUCAAGCUAUCGCAGUUCCUGUCACAAAAUUCCAGUUCUUCCCUCACACAGUGGAUUUGUGCUACCAACAUUCUUUGGUACAUACCCGUGAAGAGAUGGCUGUCGUCGUGGUAGGACCUUUGACCUUGAACACAGUGAUGCUUCUUAUGGUUUUGAUGAGAUGGGCCUGUCAGCUGUUGUUUGGCUCAUUCCCUUCUUUCUUGUCAAAGCUGAUCAUGACUUGGGGACUGUGGACAGUACUAGACCCCUUGGCAGUGUUUGUAGUGGAUACAUUCCUGGGGCGCCUUCAUUACACUCCAGAUAAACCCAUUGCUGAUUGUGCCAAGCUGUACUGGCUGUUUUUAAGAACAGAAGGAUCUGGAAUCCCCGGCAUAUUGAUCACCCUCCUGCUUUACACCAUUCUGUUCUUCAUUUCGGCGACAGUGUGGUACCUGUAUUUUGUAAGAAUGCACAAUGAAGGCUGGUUGUUAGAUAUAUACCAGCGGGUUCAGCAUGAAGAGGCCCAUUGCUUUGUUCCUUUUGACCUGGAAGUCUCUAACCAAGAGCUGAGCUACAUUGUUAAAAAGGCAGAACAAUGGAGAGGAAGUAGCGGUGAACGAAGAACUGUGGCAGUCUAUGAUUAUGUCUGGAAAGAUGGUACUAAGCAGCCUGAUAUCUCUAACAGUGACCUCCAUCAUCACGGUGAACAACAGAAAUCAGUUAAAAACUCAGAAGGCAUCACUGUUCAUGUAGUUAUAUACACUGUUCACCUUGGGGGCUUCCAAGAACUGUACAGGCACUUUCUUCGACUGCCCAAUGGUGCUAUCACUGAGACUUUCUGUGACAUUAAUGGAAUAAAUUUUGUAUACAAUGAAGCUGGCUCAGUCAUUCAGGAGCACGUAAGUGAAAUGGAUAAUAUGCUGGGAACUUCUUCAGACAUCAAGAUAAGGGAAAGAAGCAAGAGAACAGCAAGGUGGAAAGGCAAUCUUGGCAUGAACUAAUUCAUCAAUUUGAGGAUGCACAUAUCAUCAGGCACCGAACAGUCUUCAUCAUGAUCAAAUAAGAUUUUUUUCAUCUUGCAUGUUUGCCUAUACUGGAUGAUACAGAUGACUUCAGACUGGGUUAAAAUUGCAAAAAUUUUUUGCUCUUUUUGACUUCGCUGUUUUGGCUCCUGGAACAUGUACUGUGAACCACAAGAGAAAUGUCGAUUUUAUUCCUAGGCUGUCCACUGAUUAUUAGCCUGUUGAGCCCUGAUACCUAGUAAAACCAGGUUUUCUUUGGUUUGUUCAACACACACACACACUUACUACUCCUCACACAAGUAAUAAAUAUACCACUACCAGUACAUCUAGGCUACUGCCCACUAAUGGGAUACUGAUCUCUGCACUCAGUAAAUAAAUAACA
Sphaerodactylus townsendi is the source of this 1966-nucleotide messenger RNA. RefSeq lists its product as uncharacterized. The record is from RefSeq and is a predicted model, not a curated record. Bases 1 to 1563 code for a protein of 520 amino acids. The transcript is spliced from 10 exons. Lineage: Eukaryota; Metazoa; Chordata; Lepidosauria; Squamata; Sphaerodactylidae. Gene Ontology annotation, cellular component: perinuclear region of cytoplasm.